CAGGAGGUUUCCGGGGAAAUUGGGCUGAAAGUCUGUUCGCGUAACCCUAAGUUAGAUAACCCCUGUACAUCUUUAAGCCUUUUGUUCCGUUCAUUUCCUAAGUUAUCUUCGCUAAUUUAAGAACUCAAUGUUGCCCUGAAAUCCUUCAAAUACCCUAUCUAUAAAUGCAUCUUAAAGCAGGAUAGCGUGAUCUUAAAUAUAUUUUAAACAUUAUAUUUUUCAUGAACAUUACUAAUUGAAAAACAUCAAUAUAUUUCCAAUACAUGCGCCAGAAUUCAUUUAUACAAUAUACAUUUUGACACAUUAUUGAAAUAUUAAAGCAGAUAUUCACAUUGUCUAGAUUAUGCAAGCGGUAAUACUCAAUAAAAUGCUUCAGACGAUUUAAUGGAUUCAGUGUACAUUAUACACAUCCAUGCAUAUAUGUAUAUAAACAUACUAGAAUAACGAUAAACAGGUACCUGAGCAUCAGAAGACAGCCCUGCUGACAAUUGACGGGUCGGGCUCGCCUACUGCCGCCGUCGUCACUAAAGGUCGGCCUUAUAAGAGCGCGCGCCGCUCACACACCUGGCACAGGACACGGAGAGGGACAGAAAGGGUGCAGGAAACCGGGGGCUGGACUGAGAGAUUAGAGUAAGCGGGUAAACACAUGGGCAUCGUUCCGUAUAUUUAGUAUUUUAGGGGAAAAAACAAGCUGCGCAAGGAAAAACAACAACAACGAGAUUUUUAUGAAUCUUGCAAACUUCUCUUACUACUCGGACAUGUGCAACAUGACGGCAGAGUCAGAGCACUCACCAGCCGAGGCAGCGAGUCCCUUAGGGGUGUCCUCUAACAUCAGCAUGGAGUCCCCAGUGGCCCCGCCACCGCUUCUGCUUCAGACUCGGGCCAAAGACGGAGUACUGAUCAAGUCUGAGCCUGGGGGAUGUAGUCCCAACACGGACCGAGAAGAAGGAGUCCCUCUGGGUAACUCUGACGACCACUUACCCCCUUCGGGAGGCCGACGCAGGAAAAGACCGGUGCAGCGCGGAAAACCCCCUUUCAGCUACAUUGCCCUCAUAGCCAUGGCUAUCGCCAACUCUCCCGAAAGAAAGCUCACUCUGGGGGGCAUCUAUAAAUUUAUCAUGGAGCGUUUCCCUUUCUAUCGGGAGAACUCAAAGAAAUGGCAAAACUCGAUUCGCCACAAUUUAACUCUUAAUGACUGCUUUGUCAAAAUCCCACGGGAGCCCGGUAGACCGGGGAAGGGCAACUACUGGACCCUGGAUCCUGCAGCUGAAGACAUGUUUGACAACGGGAGUUUUCUACGCAGGAGAAAAAGAUUCAAGCGCACCGAUGUGAGCACCUACCCAGGGUACAUGCAGAACUCAAGCGCCUUCACCCCGACACCUGUGGGUCGGUCGGCCUACACCAACACACUGUAUCCCGGAAUGAGCACGAGCUACGGUUCGCAGCCCCCGGCAGUGCUGCACCAUUACCCAGCCCCGGCUGGGGUCACCCAAGGACAGCACCGAAUGUUCAGCAUUGACAACAUCAUCAGCCAUCAAACAAUAAUGCAGAGCGGGCCAGUAGGAGAAAUCAGCCCUCAAGCAUUGGCCUUGGGCGGUGGAGAGUUAGGUACAAUGUCCACCAGUUGCCCAGUCAGCGGCCCCGACCCUUCAUCAUGCUUCCAGUCACAGACUGUAAACCCCAACGCAACUGUGCUGACUAGAGGCAGCGGCGGCAUGUCUUCAAACCUUGCGACCACAUACUCUUAUCCAUCAUCCUCCUCUCCUCCUCAUCUACCGACGAUGACUCAGGGCAGCUUCUCCCCGGGCGGCUCCCAGGUGUAUUACGCAGGGAACAGACUCUCUCUGCCGGCUGUGCGCUCUGGCUCUUGCGCUGAACACACAGAACAGCUGCUGGGGCUUCCCGGUACCACCAUGAACUCCUACAACAACACUUACAUGCGACCGGCGAGCUUCGCGUCCGGAUUUGAGCGAUAUAUGUAGGCAGCUUUUAUAGACUUACAGUAGAAACCUCAUCUUUCGCGUUUUCCACGACACUGAUAAAGCGGUGAAAUCCGAUAAUUCUCCGUUUACUAUCAUGUGUAUGACUGACGUAAAAAAAUGUCCCAAUGUCAUCUAAAAUUUACUUAAUAUAGGCUACCUGGAUAUAUCAAGCAUGUUUUCUUUCAGACAAGGCAUUUCAGUACUUUCACUGUAUUUAUCUAAAGAGGAAAUGGUAGCCUUGCAAGUUAGCAGGAAACAUGUACAACUAACUGAAUGAUUUUAAAAGAUAUUCCUAUAACUGGUUCAUUGUUGUUAAAUGAGCUGCCGUCAAGCAGGACGAUUUUCAUGGAACCCCAGACUUUCAUAAACGUUAUUUCACGCGAACUGCAAACAGAUGUGUUGGAAACGUUUAUCAUCUAAGCUUAACAUGCAUAAAAACG
Brienomyrus brachyistius is the source of this 2422-nucleotide messenger RNA. RefSeq names its product forkhead box E3 (gene foxe3). The record is from RefSeq and is a predicted model, not a curated record. The transcript has a single exon. NCBI's taxonomy places the organism in Eukaryota, Metazoa, Chordata, Actinopteri, Osteoglossiformes, Mormyridae. Gene Ontology annotation, biological process: regulation of transcription by RNA polymerase II; anatomical structure morphogenesis; cell differentiation. The coding region runs from base 726 to 1982 and encodes 418 amino acids. Gene Ontology annotation, molecular function: DNA-binding transcription factor activity, RNA polymerase II-specific; RNA polymerase II cis-regulatory region sequence-specific DNA binding.